Molecule: messenger RNA, 1331 nt
Organism: Perca flavescens (yellow perch)
Lineage: Eukaryota; Metazoa; Chordata; Actinopteri; Perciformes; Percidae
Product: THAP domain-containing protein 6-like
Exons: 7
Coding region: 1-519 (172 amino acids)
Source: RefSeq, a predicted model, not a curated record
AUGUAUACACAACCCAGCCCAUGCAGUUGUGAAAGGAAGUGCAGAAGUUUCUGUUGGAACAGCCGGAAGGUUUUCAGGUUUCCCAAGAACAAAGAUGUGAGGAAGAAGUGGGAAGUGGCUUUGAGGAGAGAAGGAUUUACUGCCACUUGUUCAUUAGUGCUUUGCUGUCACCAUUUCAAGGAAGGCGAUUUUGAUAGGUCGGGUCAGAUUGUUCGACUCCGAGAUUGUGUUAUUCCAUCCGUCUUCAGCUUCCCGGUUCACCUCCAAAGAUUGGAAAAGGGCAGGGCUACGUCUACCUCCAGAAGAGCUGAAGAAAGCCUGUCCGUGGCCUCUCAGGAUUCCCAACCUCAGCCUAAUGAUGAUCAUGGCUAUGCCUUGCCUUCAUCUCCUACUGCUCUUAAGACCAGACUCAAAGAGGCCUUGGCAAGAGUGGAAAGUCUGGAGCGAGAGAAGAAGAAUGCCAUGGCCAGAGAAAAGAGGGCAGGGACCACAGUGAAGAGUCUUUUUGGGGGGAUUUGAGGGAAAAGAACCUCAUUAAUGAAGAGCUCCAAGAGAAGCUUGAAUUCUACUCCGGUGGCUGCCAACCUUGGCCUGAAUAAGAUUUUUUAAUUUAACCAGGUAAGUUGAUUGAGAACAAGUUCACAUUUGCAGCAACAUCCUGUAGUCCUAGUAUGCAUGUCUUUAUGGUGGGAAGAAACCAGAGCACCUGGAGGAAACCCACACAAACACAGGGAGAACAUGCGAACUCAGCACAGGCCCGGAACUACCUGGACUCAAACCCAGAACCUUCUUGCUGUGAGGCAGAAGCGCUAACCACUGAACCACCGUGCCGGAUAUGCUGGAGAGAAGAUGCCAGGUAGAUCAGGCUGAAUAUGGAUGUGUUUCACACAUGUUGGAUGCCAUGUCCAUCAGAAAACAUGUGCAAUAUAAUGCAGAUACCCAGUCAACGUCUGGUUUUGUAGACAUGGGUGAUGGAAUCAGUGAGACUGAUGCUGCUACUGAGGCUCUUGUGUUCAUGGUGGUUGGCCUACAAGGACAUUGGAAGGCUCCCAUUGCUUACUUCCUGACCAAGUCUCUCUCAGGGUCCUUCUCAGUCAUGCUUUGGAGGAGUUGCAUGCACGGGGCAUUCGGGUGGUAUGUGUUACAAUGGAUGGGCAUGCCUCCGAUGUCAGCAUAUGCAACCAACUUGGGUGUGAGCUGAAGGGAAACCCACGAGAGCCGCUUCAAACCAAUUUCUCGCAUCCGGUGACUGGCGAGAAAGUAUUUGUAAUGAUGGACGCUUGCCACAACUGUAACAACCAGUAGAACAUGUCCUGUUCUCUUUAUUUAUA